Molecule: messenger RNA, 396 nt
Organism: Fonsecaea erecta
Lineage: Eukaryota; Fungi; Ascomycota; Eurotiomycetes; Chaetothyriales; Herpotrichiellaceae
Exons: 1
Coding region: 1-396 (131 amino acids)
Source: RefSeq, a predicted model, not a curated record
AUGCGCAUCAGCUCAGCUGUCGCAGCAGUCGCGCUGUUGAUGGCACCAGCAGCUCUUGCUGAUCUACCUCCGGGAAACUGGGCAGGAGAGACCACCAUUACAGUAACAUCCUCUUUCUCAACCACUCUUACCAUUACCAAGUAUCUCACAUAUGCCAACGCCACGUCGACAAGCAGUGCCACAGGCUACCAUGUCACACCAACAGGCUGGAACGUCACUUCAACUGGAACGGCUGCCAGCACAAUCAAUAAACCGACAUUGACUGCCCCAGCUACUUCCACCCUCGGCAUCUCGCCACCUAUUGCUUCGGCGACCGGCGCCGCAAGCGCACAAGAAAUCAACUUUGCAAUGGCUGCUCUGGCGGGUGCCGCUGCUGUCUUCCUGGGCUCGUUAUAA